AAAAAAUAGAGGAAUAGAGGGGAAGAGAGAGCAAUCUAUCUUCUCAUAUUUUGCUUUCCCUUCAGUAUUCUAAUACUGAAGGGUAAAACAACAAUUUGUUACAAAAUCCAAGUCCUCUCUGUGUAGAACAUAACCAACACAGAAGGAUUUGGACCCAUUUUGUUUUGAUUGUUCUGUGCCAAGGUUGACACUUCCAUCAUACAAUAAUACAUAAAAUCCAAACAAUCCCUUAAAAAUCCAUAUGGCUCCUCCAAGUAAGCUGAGAAAAGCCAUAGGAGCCGUGAAGGACAAGACGAGUAUCGGCUUAGCCAAAGUCGGUGCUAGCGCUUCCCUCUCCGACCUCGAUGUAGCCAUCGUGAAGGCCACGCGCCACGAGGAAUGCCCAGCCGAGGAACGCCACAUCCGCGAGAUCCUCAGCCUCACGUGCUACUCACACGCCUACAUCUCGGCUUGCGUCUCCACCAUCUCAAAGCGGCUCAGCAAAACCAAGAACUGGGUGGUGGCUCUCAAAACCCUAGCCCUCCUCCAACGCCUCCUCGCAGAUGGAGACCCUGCUUACGAGCAGGAGAUCUUCUUCGCGACGAGGCGUGGGACAAGGCUGCUAAAUUUGUCAGAGUUUAGGGACACUUCGCGGUCCAAUUCGUGGGAUUACUCGGCAUUUGCGAGGACUUAUGCUUUAUAUCUUGAUGAACAACUUGAGUUUAGAAUGCAAGGGAGGAGGGGGAAGAGAAGCGGGUUUACGCAAGAUGAGGGAGAGGAGGAGGGAAGUCCGACGGCAGUGGCGGCGGUGGUGGUGGGGAGAGCGACGCCGGUGAGGGAUAUGAGGAAUGAGAGGUUGUUUUCGAGGGUUCAGCAUUUGAUGCAGCUAAUGGAAAGGUUUCUGGCAUGCCGGCCUAGAGGUUCAGCACAAGACAAUAGGGUUGUGCUCAUGGCUCUCUACCCAGUGGUGAAAGAAAGUUUCCAGAUAUACUACGACAUAACAGAAAUACUAGGUAUCUUGGUCGAUCGAUUCACUGGCUUGGAGGUCCCAGAUUCUGUCAAAGUCUAUGAGAUCUUCUGUCGUGUUUCGAAGCAGUACGAUGAGCUUGACGAGUUCUACGCCUGGUGCAAGCAUGACGGGAUUGCGCGAGCUUCUGAGUACCCAGAUGUUGAAAAAAUUUCACAGAAUAAAUUGGAUGCAAUGGAUGAGUACAUACAAGAAAAGACCGUGGCGGAACGAAACAGGAAGGUCAUAUAUUUGGAUCAAAAUAAUGGUGAGGAGGAAGAAGAGACGAAGCCAAAAUACGAAGAAGUUGUCGAAGAGGAUAUGAACACAAUCAAGGCGUUACCGCCGCCUGAAGGAUUUCCCGAGGAGCCAGAGGAGGAAGAAGUGAAGGAGGAGACGAAGGAGAAAGAGAAAGAGAAUGACAUCGAGAAAGAAGUCGAUUUGUUGAACUUGGGUGCAGAUGCGGUGACAAGCGAAGAACAUGGAGAUAAAUUGGCUUUAGCUUUGUUUGAUGGUGGUGCACCAACAACAACAACUCCGGCAUGGGAGGCAUUCAAAGAUACAGAAAACUGGGAGACCGCGCUGGUUCAAUCCGCGAGCCAUCUGUCGAACCAACAGGCAUCGCUGCCUGUUGGUUUCGACAUGAUGUUGCUCAACGGCAUGUAUCAACAAGGAGCAACCGUGCAAGCAAUGGCUUCCUCAGGACACGUGUCCACAGGGAGUACCAGCAGCGUCGCCUUUGGAUCGGCUGGUAGGCCCGCUCCAAUGUUGACGCUGCCCGCACCUCCUAGCGCAACAGACGGUACCGUUUCAACGAGCGCUGACCCAUUUGCGGCGUCAGUGGUGGUGCCACCCCCGUCUUAUGUCCAAAUGGCGGAGAUGGAGAAGAAACAGAGGUUGUUAGUGGAGGAGCAGCUGAUGUGGCAACAAUAUACCAGGGAUGGGAUGCAAGGCCAAGUUGGCUUAACAAAGAUGCAACAACCAAACCCUUAUCCUUGCAAUAUGGGUGGUUACACACAUACUUAUUGAAACCCAUUUUACAACAUAGUUGUUUUCUUACUCAACAUUUUUUUAAAAUUUUUUGGUGGGGAGUCUUGGGGUGGCUUAGUGGAUUGAGAAGGGGGAAUGAGAUCACAAAAAAAUUAAACCCCUCCUUUCGCUUUUGGUAGGGGAAGUGCACAAGUCAACAUGUAAAGAUAGACUUUGUAAUCAAUAGUGCUAAGCAUACUCUGGAUAUGUUUGAUUCACCUUAUUUGGUUUUCAAACUCAAA
This is a messenger RNA of Camellia sinensis, 2256 nucleotides long. RefSeq names its product putative clathrin assembly protein At1g03050. Gene Ontology annotation, molecular function: 1-phosphatidylinositol binding; phosphatidylinositol-4,5-bisphosphate binding; clathrin heavy chain binding. The record is from RefSeq and is a predicted model, not a curated record. Gene Ontology annotation, cellular component: clathrin-coated pit; clathrin-coated vesicle. NCBI's taxonomy places the organism in Eukaryota, Viridiplantae, Streptophyta, Magnoliopsida, Ericales, Theaceae. Gene Ontology annotation, biological process: clathrin coat assembly; vesicle budding from membrane; clathrin-dependent endocytosis.